UUGAGGGAGGCGAUCAUCUGGGUAUGUUUUGUGGAAAGCAAUCGCAUCAAGAAUUCACCAGUCAAACAAUCGUGUGUUUUUCUCAAAUUCCCACAUAAUUUGUGAUCUUCCUAUAUCUAAAUAUAAUCAGAAGUGCUUCAGAAGGAGAUGAGUCUAAUAAACAAUGGAUAUCAGCUGAAAGACGAUAUAAGAGAGAGCUUUCUACUCGCGGAGAAGAAGAAAGAUUUGGGCAAUGAGCAAUACAAGAUUAAGAACUAUGCUAGAGCCAUACGGUUCUUCUCUGAUGCAAUAUCCUUGUGCCCAAACCAUCCAGCCUACUUUGUCUACCGUUCGGCCUGCCACAUGAUGCUGAGUGACUUCAAGCAGGCUCUGGCCGACGCCAGAUAUGCCGUGAAUCUCGAGCCGUCGUUUGAUAAAGGCUUCAUUCGAAUAGCGAAAUGCUGUCUUAUGUUGGGCGAUUUAGCGGGAUUCGAGCAAGCCGGCAAGGCUCUCAUGAAUCUGGAUCCAAAAAGCACAGCUCUCAAUAUGGAAAUACAGAAUAUUAUCCAAUUGCGAGAUCUCGAAGCUAAAAGUGUGGCUUUGUAUGAGAAGAGAGAUUUCCGAUCAACGAUAUUCCAAUUGGACAAUGCAUUGAAAAUCGCUCCGGCAUGUCAGCGAUACAAAUUGCUAAAAGCCGAGUGUCUGGCUCUCCUGGGAAAUGUUGAUGAAGCAAGUGCAAUUGCCCUGAACAUUAUGAAAGAGGAUAGGAAGUGCGCUGAAGCCACAUUCAUUCGUGGACUUUGUCUGUAUUACAUGGGAAACUUAGACAAAUGCGUAAUACUUUUCCAUCAAGCAUUGACUCUCCAGCCGGAUCAUCAGAAAGCGAAGAUGUAUCGGAUGACUGCUCUCAAUCUGAAAUCAUGCAAGGAUUGCGGAGAUGAAUUGUUCAAAGCAGGCAGAUUUGAAGACGCUUAUGCGGCCUACUCAAAAGCCCUGCAAAUUGACCUGUCCAACAAUGAUGCCAACAGCAAAUUGUACUACAAACGUGCUCAAAUGAGUUACGAGAUGAAACUGAAGAAAGACUGCGUGAGAGAGUGCAGUUCAGCGCUUGAUAUAAGGAAUGACUAUUUGGAUGCAAUUCUCCUGCGGGCUAAAUGCUACAGUGAAUUGGAAGAAUACGAGGAGUCUGCGAGAGACUACGAACAGGCAUUUAAGAUGGUGAAAUCUGCAGAAAUCAUAGAACUUCUGCGAGGAGCGAAGUAUGACAUGAACAAACCCAAGACUUUCUGCUACUAUAAGACUCUGGGUGUUGAUAGAAAUGCCACUGGCGAGGAGAUCAAAGCGGCUUACAGGAAACGUGCUUUGGUUCAUCAUCCAGACAGGCAUAUUCUCUUGCUGGAGAAUGAGAAAAGAGAGCAGCAGAGGAAGUUCAGAGAAGUCGGACAAGCAUACACUGUUUUGUCUGAUGUUCAGAAGAAGGCAAGAUACGACAGUGGACAGGAUCUCAGCAAAUGUGAGGCAGAUUUUGAUCCUACGGAAACUUUCCAGAAAUUCUUCUUCUCCGCCAAUCAAGGAUCUUUUCAUAUUCAAUUUUAAUUAAAAAAAAAAAGCUGAAAUAAUCGAGUUUUCAUAUUUAUAUUGCUUCUGCGUGAGGUGAGCUUCUGGC
This is a messenger RNA of Phlebotomus argentipes, 1645 nucleotides long. RefSeq names its product dnaJ homolog subfamily C member 7-like. The coding region runs from base 148 to 1575 and encodes 475 amino acids. Gene Ontology annotation, molecular function: protein binding. Lineage: Eukaryota; Metazoa; Arthropoda; Insecta; Diptera; Psychodidae. The record is from RefSeq and is a predicted model, not a curated record. The transcript has 2 exons.